UCUGUAUUUCAUGUAAAACAGAAUUAGGUUAGUCUUCCUAAGUUUCAAACAUCAGUUUUUUCUUUCUUAUUUUUCAAAAUGGCCGAGCAAAGUGCAUGGAAAAAUUUUAUUGCUGGAGGAGUUGGCGGCGUUUGUGCUGUAGCCAGUGGUCAUCCUCUUGAUACCAUUAAAGUUCGUCUUCAAACUAUGCCUGCUCCCAAGCCUGGUGAAGCAGCAUUGUACAGAGGUACUUGGGACUGUUUUAUCAAGACUGUUAAGAAUGAAGGCCCUAAAGGAUUAUAUAAGGGAAUGGGUGCUCCCAUCGUCGGCGUUACUCCAAUCUUUGCUCUUAGUUUUUUUGGCUUUGGUGUUGGAAAAGAUCUUGUUCGUUCAGUAACAGGAGACCAGUCUGAAAAACUUUCACUGUCGAAGCUUUUCGUUUCUGGAGGAGUCGCUGGUGUAUUAACCACUGUCAUAAUGGCACCAGGUGAAAGAAUUAAAUGCCUCUUACAAAUCCAACAAGGAUCAGGAGAGAUUAAAUACAAAGGACCAGUUGAUUGUGCAAAAAAGCUGUACCAAACUGGUGGUAUUAGGAGUAUUUACAGGGGAACGAUUCUUACUCUCUGCAGAGAUGUACCAGCAAGUGGUAUGUAUUUUGCCAGCUAUGAAUGGCUUAAGAACGUUCUUACUCCAGCUGGUAAAGACCCCUCUGAACUGAGUGUAGGAAGUGUGCUUUUUGCUGGUGGAAUGGCUGGGAUUUUCAAUUGGGCUGUUGCUAUACCACCUGAUGUCUUGAAGUCGAAAUUUCAGACCGCACCUGAUGGAAAGUACUCUGGUGUAAUGUCUGUUGUUAAAGAUGUGAUGCGUACUGAUGGUUUCAAAGGAAUGUAUAAAGGUUUUGUACCUGUUAUGUUAAGAGCAUUCCCAGCUAAUGCUUGCUGUUUUAUGGGUUACGAACUUGCACUAAAAUUCCUGAAUAAACUUGUACCCCCGUCCUAAUAAGUAAUUAUUAUCUCAUUGAAUUGAUAUAUUAUUCUUUGUCAGAUUCAACAGUUAUUUUUUCAAUUAUAAUGCAAAAACUUCGUUUCAACUAUCUUUCAAAAGAUUAAUAUUCUGAGGUGUCUUAUAUUUUUGAAUGUUCUGCAUGUUCCACGGAUCAGAAAAAAAUAUGAUUUGAGUCGUAUGAUUUUGAUAUAUUUCCUAUUUCAACUAUGACCUUCAUGGCUGAGAUAAUUUAUGUUUAGUUAUACACUAGGCAAGGCCAUAAAAGUAGUCAAGUUUUCCUCAUGUGUACUCUUCAAUUACAGGAAUGUGCAAAAAUUGAAAUUGGUGUACUUUGCAGCAAAAUUAUGUUAUAUAGCAAAAUACCUACCUAAAUGAUAAUUUUGCUGUUGGAAAUGCAAAUUUUAUACAAAAAAAUUUUCAGAAAUCAAUAUAGAAUUAAUUUGAAUUUUGAACACCAUUUUGAACUGUUACAUCUGUAACUGUUCUGUUAUCAAUGUUAGAUACUCUCAUUCUCUCACUUUUUUUGUGUACUUUGUACUAAAAGUAUUUCAAUACGUUUACUAAUUUGAUAGGAGGUUAUUAUGCAUUCAAAUUUAGGUUUAUGCUUUUUUAGGAAAUUUUUUAUUAAUUUAUUUUCUUAAUUAAAUGCAUAUAUACAUAGCAUUUAUAUGACAAUACCAAAAGUGCUAUCAUCAUAAGUUACGGUUGAUUUCAAGUUUGUUCAUUUUGCAAAAGUAGAAUUUCAUUCUUAGAAUUGAUGGUUAUGUGUCAUUGCAAACUUCUGUCUUCUCAAUAUAGAGCUCGAGAAAAAGUUUGAACUAGAUAACUGUAUAAAAGAUUAUUUUUUGUGUUAAAGUCUUCUGCGAUAUUUGAUUGGUUCAUGUCAUUAUUAUACUCACAGUUAUGGACUUUUGUAAGGAACUGAAACAUAUAAUAAUGGAGCUUUAGUAAAAUUGUACAUCAUAUAUAGGUUAUAGCCUAUUGAUGAACUCAUGGAAUAUUAGAAAGAGGUAUUUAGCAUACCAGCCGAUCUAACACCUUAAAAUAUUUCGCACUGCUUCUCUUUCCUAAAUUGCUGAACUUUUGACAGUCUUAUGUCUUUAAUUUAAUUAAUAAGUGUUAAUGACUGUGAUGAUGAACCUAUUGGUGGUAAUUCAAGUUGAUUUUGUUGCAGA
Messenger RNA from Styela clava, 2159 nucleotides. RefSeq names its product mitochondrial carnitine/acylcarnitine carrier protein-like. Gene Ontology annotation, molecular function: O-acyl-L-carnitine transmembrane transporter activity. Lineage: Eukaryota; Metazoa; Chordata; Ascidiacea; Stolidobranchia; Styelidae. The record is from RefSeq and is a predicted model, not a curated record. Gene Ontology annotation, biological process: mitochondrial transport; carnitine transmembrane transport. Gene Ontology annotation, cellular component: mitochondrial envelope.